This is a messenger RNA of Pseudoliparis swirei, 1672 nucleotides long. RefSeq names its product PAK1 interacting protein 1 (gene pak1ip1). The coding region runs from base 272 to 1330 and encodes 352 amino acids. Gene Ontology annotation, molecular function: protein binding. The record is from RefSeq and is a predicted model, not a curated record. The transcript has 10 exons. Lineage: Eukaryota; Metazoa; Chordata; Actinopteri; Perciformes; Liparidae.
GAAGUCGACUUUGCGCAAGCGCAGCAGCCGCACGUGUUGUUUUGGAACUAGAAGUGGAUUUUGCAAAAAAAAUAGCUCGUAGCUAGAUAUUCAUAUUUGAAUAGCUUCACCACGAUGUUUACGUUGUUUGUCGUCUCAAGGUUUCUCGUGUAGGUCUCUGCUCGGACUCUUAGUCGCUGCUAUUAGCUGUUCCCCAAAUCAAGCGAUAGAAAACAGCUGGAUUUUAAAGAAAGCUAACUAGUCUGCUAGUUUAGCACUCUGUCGCUGCAGCAUGGCAGCUGUACUGGGACUGAUCGCUGGGAGCUACGAGCAGAUAGCCUUUGGUUACCGAGUAAUAACUGACCAAAAAGAGUGGAGAAGCGAGGCGGACUUCACACAUCACGCCCACACAGCUUCCAUAUCGGCCGCGGCCGCCAGCGAGAGGUUUGUUGCCACAGGAAGCAAAGAUGAGACGAUCCAGCUGUACGACAUGAAGAAGAGGACGGAGCUCGGAGCUCUGCUGCAUCAUGACGGCACCAUCACCUGUCUAGAGUUUUAUGGGACUGCUCACUUACUGAGCGGAGGAGAGGAUGGACUCAUUUGUGUGUGGAGCAAAAAGAAGUGGCAGUGCCUGAAAUCCAUCAAAGCUCACCAAGGUCAUGUCACAUCGCUGUCCGUACAUCCGUCUGGGAAACUUGCUCUUUCAGUCGGGACAGAUAAGACUCUCAGAACGUGGAAUCUAACUAACGGACGAUCGGCUUUCAUCAAAAACAUAAAGCAGAAUGCACACAUCGUCAAGUGGUCUCCAGUCGGGGAUAGAUAUGUGGCCGUGGUGAAUGACAGAGUGAACAUCUACGACCUGGAGACAGCCUCUGUGAUAGGAACAGUCACAAACCCAAAGAGGAUCUCGUCCAUUAAGUUCGUAAAUAACUCCGUCCUGGCCGUCGCAGGAGACGAUGCAAUUGUGAGGUUUUGUGAUCUGGGAAAAGAGAAAUGGGUGUGUGAGUUUAAGGCUCAUGAAACCAGAGUGAAAGCGAUUGACAGUUUCAUGAUGGAGGAUUACUGCGCGCUGGUAACGGCUUCAAACGACGGAUUCAUCAAAAUGUGGAAACUCUAUCUAAAAGAGGAGCUGGAGUCUCCCACUCUCCUCGGGGAAGUGAACACAACGGCCAGACUGACGUGCCUGGCUGUGUGGAAACCUUCACCAGUGCAGCAGACCGCUGAGGAACCUGCAGCUGCGGCGACAACAUCUAAAGAACUCAUUCAGGAGCUUUCGAAGACGAAGAGAGUCCGAAUUGCAGCAGAAGAAGUUAUUCUGGAAGAUGAGAGCAAGCCCAAAAAGAAGAAAUAGGGCGGUGGAAAAUAAAAUGAAAAAAUAAUCAAUGGUUUAUCAUCCUUGGACUGUUUUAUAUCUGGACUUACUUGGACUUAUGUGUUUUUUGUGGUUGCCAUAAGGGGGUCGUAAAGUACAUAUUUUGUGAAAUAAAUUUAGCAUUGAACAUACCUUCAAAUUUGUCACCUUUCGGCGAAAUUCGCCGUUUUUGAAUCAAACCAGGUAAUCCACGUGAACCGUGUAGAUCCGAAGAGUUUUUGUUUGGGGGGGGGGUCAACUGGCCCGCUGGCUUUGAGAUUGCAGUGAGACGCUGAGAAAAUGUGAUGUGGUGAUCUUCGCAAUAAAACAUCUUUGAUGGGA